GCCGCUUCUGCUUCAGGGUUGGAGAGGAAGAAGCUAGGGCCAGUCCACAGCACUGAGAAAGCUUGGAUGAUGCUAGCGCUGAAAAAAUGUGGCCCAGGCAAACAUCAGCUGGAAGCAGAGGGGUCGGGGUGGAACAUGCAGGCUGCAGAGCAUCCAUGGAACUGGAAAAGAAGGAGCCCUCAAGUUGGGGGAAGCCAGCAUUUCUCUUUGGAAUACAAUGGAAUCCUUUAUGAUGCCAGUGUCAGGCACUGGCCUGAGUUCCCUUAUGCUGUAAGACAACAAGACUCUGUCACCCAUGGUCCUAGAUGUUGGGGAUACAAUCUGGUUCAUGAUUUAUUCAAACUGAUAUUUCGAUGAGCCAUUUGAGCACUGGAUACAAAUGUAUUUUGGAUCAAAGAAACACCAGUAUUCAAAGAUAGAAACUUACAGGAUUUUAGGUCACUUCCUGGGUCACCACCUAAAGGGGAAAAAGACCUCGCUUUGGAGAGUGGCAAUAAAACGCUUGUGGAGAAGGAUACACGCUUUUCCGGGAAAGUGAGGCCACCAUGGCUCUGGAUAAGUCUGUCAUCCUGCUCCCUCUGCUUGUCCUGGUGCUGCUGGUGCUGGGCUGCCUGGGCAGGGAAUCCCGGGCCAAGAAAUUCCAGCGGCAGCACAUGGACUCAGGCAGUUCCCCCAGCAGCAACUCCACCUACUGCAACCAAAUGAUGAAGCGCCGGAGUAUGACACACGGGCGGUGCAAACCAGUGAACACCUUUGUGCACGAGCCCCUGGUAGAUGUCCAGAAUGUCUGCUUCCAGGAAAAGGUCACCUGCAAGAACGGGCAGACCAACUGCUUCAAGAGCAAGUCCAGCAUGCACAUCACAGACUGCCGCCUGACAAACGGCUCCAGGUACCCCAACUGUGCAUACCGGACCAGCCCGAAGGAGAGACGCAUCAUUGUGGCCUGUGAAGGGAGCCCAUAUGUGCCAGUCCACUUCGAUGCUUCUGUGGAGGACUCAACCUAAGGUCAGAGCAGCGAGAUACCCCACCUCCCUCAGCCUCAUCCUUUCCACAGCUGCCUCUUCCCUCUUCCUUCCCUGCUGUGAAAGAAGUAACUCCAGUAGGGCUCCUAGUCAACACGCUCAUGCUUCCUUUUCCUGAGUCCCACCCCUGCGUGAUUUUGGGGGUGAAGAGUGGGUUGUGAGGUGGGCCCCAUGUUAACCCCUCCACUCUUUCUUUCAAUAAAACACAGUUGCAGGCACUUGA
This is a messenger RNA of Cercocebus atys (sooty mangabey), 1245 nucleotides long. RefSeq names its product ribonuclease, RNase A family, 1 (pancreatic) (gene RNASE1). The coding region runs from base 546 to 1004 and encodes 152 amino acids. NCBI's taxonomy places the organism in Eukaryota, Metazoa, Chordata, Mammalia, Primates, Cercopithecidae. Gene Ontology annotation, molecular function: RNA nuclease activity; nucleic acid binding. The transcript has 2 exons. The record is from RefSeq and is a predicted model, not a curated record.